Lithohypha guttulata is the source of this 1479-nucleotide messenger RNA. RefSeq lists its product as uncharacterized. The record is from RefSeq and is a predicted model, not a curated record. The coding region runs from base 1 to 1479 and encodes 492 amino acids. Lineage: Eukaryota; Fungi; Ascomycota; Eurotiomycetes; Chaetothyriales; Trichomeriaceae. The transcript is spliced from 2 exons.
AUGGGAAUGAAGACAGUGGUAGGGAGCUUUGCUCUGUUUGCAGCAGCAGCAUCAGCACAAUCACCCUCCGUCGCCACAUACUCCAACGAGGGUCAUAGCAUAGCCGUCAAUGUUCCAUCGGAUACAGCUUCUUCAGGCUCGGGGCCAAUCUUCUUUCAAAUUUCUGCUCCAAGUGGCACAGCAUGGACAGCCUUCGGUCAGGGAAGUCGUAUGGCUGGUUCCAACAUGUUCGUGAUCUAUUCUGCUGGUAAUGGCAACGUGACAUUAUCACCUCGACUCGGUACAGGUCACAAUAUGCCGCAACAUGACUCCAGCACUAUGGUCACACUUUUGGAGGGCUCAGGUGUGGCAAGUGAUGGCUCGUUGAUUGCCAACGUUCGAUGCGACAACUGCAACAGUUGGUCCGGUGGAUCCAUGUCUUAUACGAGCUCCAGCAGCAGUUGGAUAUACGCAUCCAGGUCCGGCAGCGCUCUUGACUCCACUGACGUGUCAGAGAGCAUCGCCAUGCACAAUUCGGACACGUCGUUCUCGCUGGACCUGACCGAAGGAACUGGUGGAAGCUCCCCAAAUCCUUUCGUUGCUGCAUCCGAAGCUCCAGCUGAAUCAACGUCUAGCAGCGCUGGUACAUCAGCAACAGCCAGCAACAGCGCCUCGGCAACAAGUAGUAACAGAGCCUCAGCAACAGCCAGCAGUAGUGCCUCAGCGACGAGCAGCAAUGGUGUUUCAGCUCCUGUGGUUAGCUCAGGAAGUGACGGGUCGGGAAGCAGCAGCUCAGGCUCUUCUUCAGGGGCUCAACGGCCUACAAACAACUCCGCGACCCUACGCAGUGCGCACGGCAUCAUCAUGUCCGUUCUCUUCCUGGGCCUAUUUCCUUUCGUGUCCCUCACUUUGUACCUACCGACAGCCAUCAAAGUGCGAUAUAUCCAUGCACCUCUUCAAAUACUCAACUUAGUCUUACUCAUUGCUGGCAUGGCAUUAGGCAUUGUUCUUGGUCAGCGAUUCGAUGCAUUGGACGGAUAUCAUAUGAUCAUCGGCUAUAUCGUUGUCAUCUGCCUCAUCUUGUUCCAGCCAGCAAUGGGUCUUUAUCAGCAUCUUUACUACCACAGAACCGGCGGGAGCUCGUUCUUUGGAGUGGCACACAGGUGGUUUGGUCGAACUAUGAUUUUGCUAGGAAUUGUGAACGGUGGUCUAGGCUGGUAUAUCGCUGGCAAUACUUCAGCGUAUGUGCCAUACGCAAUCGUCGCGGCCAUUGUUGUCUUGAUCUAUAUCUCUGUGCUGCUCUUUGCGUGGUACAAGAGCGGUAAGAAGCAGGAUCCUCUGAACGAAAAGGCUGGAUCAGACCGAUCGUACGAGAUGCAAAGAUCUCGAGAGUCGAGACAUCAACGACUGUCGUCCAACGAGUAUCCUCAAAAUGGUACUCAGUCAACGUACCAUCAGCAGCAAAGGCAAAACACAAGAUAUACUAUCGGCUCUCGUUAA